GUACUGGCCAUCCAUACUGGGUCCCCGGCAGCUUAGCGAUGAAAAUUUCGGCAUGAAGAGGAAACGCCGCGUUUUCUGCUUAUUUACUUAGCCGCCUCAAAUAGACAAUGAGAUCAAUUUUCGCGGGAAAAUGGAAGGAUGGUCAAUUGAAGAACUUGAAGAAAUUAUACUCAACUUAUCAAACUCCAAAAACCCAUCAAGCAGGAACAGUCUCUACUAAUAUUUCUAUCCAUGGGUAUGUUAAAAAUAGGCGUUUGGAUCUUGCUCGGAAACUGUUCGAGGAAAUGCCUGAGAGAACUGUUGUUUCAUGGAACACCAUGAUUUCUGGUUAUUCGAAGUGGGGUUUCUUCGAUGAUGCUCUGAGCCUGCUUCCAUUGAUGCAUCACAGUAAUGUGAAGCUUAAUGAGACCACGUUUUUGACUGGGUUAAGUGCAUGCGCACAUUUGCAGUUGCUAACUCAUGGGAAGCAGAUUCAUUGUAUUCUUUUAAAAUCUGGUUGCGAGAAUUUUGAGCUUGUGGGAAGUGCUUUGUUGUAUUUUUACGGGAGUUGCUUGGAGAUUAAAGAAGCUGAACAGGUGUUUGACGAGUUUUGUGAUAGGAACGAGUUAUUGUGGAGUUUGAUGCUUGUGGGUUAUGUCCAAUGUAAUCUACUAGGUGAUGCUAUGAAUCUGUUUAUGAAGAUGCCAAAAUGGGAUGUUGUAUCCUGGUCUAAGCUGAUUUCUGGGUUUGCAAAGAGUGAAGAGAGCUGUGAGAAGGCUUUAGAGUUGUUUUGGUGGAUGAGGAGCAGUGAGUUGGUGCCCAAUGAAUUCACUUUUGAUUCUGUUUUAAGAGCUUGUGGUAGGCUUAGUUUUUUGCAUGAAGGGAGGCUUGUUCAUGGGAUUUUGAUUAAAUAUGGGUUUGAAUUUGAUCAAUCUAUUGUUUGUGCGCUAAUUGAAUUCUAUUGCAAUUGUGAAGCUAUAGGUGAUGCUAAGAGAGUCUACAAUGGAAUACCAAAUCCUGAUUUAAAUGCUUCAAACUCGCUUAUGGGAGGGCUUAUUUCAAUGGAUAGGAUUGGAGAUGCAGAGCUGGUUUUCAAUAGACUGACUGAAAUGAACUCAAUCUCAUAUAACUUGAUGAUUAAGGGGUAUGCAAUCAGUGGGCAAGUUGAAGAUUCAAAAAGAUUAUUUGAGGAGAUGCCUGAAAGAACAAUAAUUUCUUUUAAUUUAAUGAUUUCUGUAUAUUCCAGAAGUCGUGAAAUAGAUAAAGCUUUGAAUCUUUUUGAAGAAAUUCAAAGUGAAAGAAACCCUGUGACAUGGAAUUCAAUGAUAUCUGGUUAUAUUGAAAAUGGGCAAUAUAAAGAGGCUUUGAAAUUGUAUCAAACCAUGCACAGAUUGUCAAUUGAUCGUACUAGAUCAGCUUUCUCUGUUCUAUUUUAUGGAUGCUCAUGUCUUGGAUCUCUUCAACAAGGGCAAUUACUUCAUGCCCACUUGGUUAAAACACCAUUUCAGUCUAAUGUUUAUGUUGGAACAUCUCUUACAGAUAUGUACUCCAAAUGUGGGAGCAUUAGUGAUGCUCAUAAAUCAUUUACUGACAUCUCUUCACCAAAUGUGGCAGCAUGGACCUCUCUUGUUAAUGCUUAUGCAUACCAUGGACUUGGCUUGCAAGCUAUGUUAAUUUUUCAGCACAUGCAGAAGCGAGAUGUAUACCCUAAUGCUGCUACUUUUGUUGGUCUUCUGUCUGCUUGUGCACGUGCUGGUCUACUUGUGGAAGGGAUGAGACUGUUUCAGUCAAUGGAAAUGUGUUAUGAGGUUACACCAACCUCAGAACACUAUGCUUGUGUGGUUGAUCUUCUUGGCCGGUCAGGCCAUCUGCAAGAAGCUGAGAAGUUUAUUAGAAGCAUGCCAAUUGAAGCUGAUGGGGCUGUUUGGGGAGCUUUGCUCAAUGCUUGUUGGUUAUGGAUGGACAUGGAAGUGGGUGAGAGGGUGGCAGAGAAGGUGCUCAGUUUAAAUCCAAAGCCAACAUAUGCUUAUGUAAUUCUUUCUAACAUUUUUGCAGUACUUGGGAAAUGGGUAGAAAAGAUGCAUGUGAGGAGAACAUUGAAUGAAUUGGAAGUCAAGAAGGAUCCAGGUUGUAGUUGGGUUGAGCUGAACAGUGUACUUCAUGCAUUUUCAGUAGAAGAUAGAAGCCAUCCGCAUUUUACUGUGAUUUAUUCCACUUUGCAGCAUCUAAAUGCAAAUUUGAACACUAUUGUUCAUUGUGAUUUUGAUUCUAUAUAAACAAAAAAAGAUGGCUGUUUAAGUGCAAGCAUAUGGUUCAAUGAUCAUUGCUAUUAACCAAACUCUUUUUUGAUGACUAAGAAUCAGUUCCAAGGGCAUAUGCUUUGUGAAAGAAGCACCUUCGUGCAUUAAAAAUGUCUGAUUGCCUUUCUUAUAUCUGACAGUGACAUAUUUAUAAUGGUGCUUUUGCAAAUAGUACCAAAGAUCAGACAGAUUACUGUAAAGAGGUAAAAGCACCUUUCUCUUUUAAGGUUGUCUUUGAGCCAGUACCUCCUCUGUUGGUGUUCCAAUAGAUCCUCUAAUCUAAA
Messenger RNA from Rubroshorea leprosula, 2563 nucleotides. The record is from the annotation of a GenBank genome assembly. NCBI's taxonomy places the organism in Eukaryota, Viridiplantae, Streptophyta, Magnoliopsida, Malvales, Dipterocarpaceae.